AUGAGCGAAGGUGGCAGGUCUGGGCGGGAGAUGCCGAAUUGCGUGGAGUGGAGCACCGGCGAGUACGACGCGCAAGGAGGAUACACCGCCACCACAAUCCGCAUCGAGACAUGCGGCUCCGACGCCGGCAGUAGCAGGCGCAGCAGCAGAAAGACCACAAGCACAGUCCGCCGCCGCAAGAAAAAGAAACUGAUGCAGCAGCACCAGCAGAUGUGGUUCGCCACCGCCGAGGAAGAUUUCUUCCCGCCGACCACCACGCGGCAGGCAUCAUCAUCGGCGGGAAAGGCACGCUGUGCGGUCAAGACGCCGUUCGCCACUAGCUCCGCUGGAGCACCGUACAAUAAGAAACUUCGUAAGAAGAACAUGCAGAGACAGCCGAACCACCUCUCAUUUGGUGCCACGAUGGCAACAGCAACACCCACAACAACGGCAACGGCGACGACAACCGUUGAAGCGGAGCGGAGCUCGCCAUCCUUCUUUAUCUCCGCAAUGCACCGCGCUGUGGCGGAGGCAACAACGCCAUGGGACACCACCGCCGGGCCGGGGUCAACGCGGUAUCAGUUCUUUGGUCAUGGUGGCCUCUCCGCAAAUGUUCCUCGCGCUGUGCUAGGAGGCAAACGUGGCACGAACAAUGAGGCUGACGACGACUGCCCACUGUCGACGAAUUCGCGGAAGCAUGAAAGAUCGGCUGUUGGAGGCGGAAGCUACGUGCUGGCGCCACUGCGAUCGCCCUCAGUGCUCCCGCCGCUUCAGUUGCUGCCCGCCAGCAAGGCAGAAGUCAACAGCGACGUGCUGGAGCGGUGUUUUUUAGAGGCACAAUUAGGCGAUGAUGACAACUUCUCGCUUUUGUAG
Messenger RNA from Trypanosoma grayi, 852 nucleotides. RefSeq lists its product as hypothetical. NCBI's taxonomy places the organism in Eukaryota, Euglenozoa, Kinetoplastea, Trypanosomatida, Trypanosomatidae. The record is from RefSeq and is a predicted model, not a curated record. Bases 1 to 852 code for a protein of 283 amino acids. The transcript has a single exon.